UGAUGUCGUGUCGUUAGCGUCGAGAAGCGAAGACUUUUGCGUUAAUAGGCCUGAAAAGAAGUCCAGGAAACUGCACAUCAAUAUGAGGGGAAAUCCAUGUCUCUUGUUUGUACUGAUCCUUUCAACCAAAUGCUGGUCUGGAGAUGCACUCGAAAGCACUCCCAUCCAUGGAAGGGAACAUAUUGGUGGCAACUUGGAAGAAAUGAUGUUAGUUCUGAGGGCAACAGUGCUAGAACAUGCGAAGCAAAUCUCACAACUGAAGUCUGAAAAUGAGCAACUGUGGAAUCACAAUGAAAACCUCAGGGACGACUACAAGAAAAUGAAGUAUGACUUUGAGAACAUGAGAAAAGAGAACGAAAACCUCAAGUCUAGCUUGCAGGAACAUCUCCGGGAAAGAGAUAAACUACAGCUUCAACUGAACGUCACGGAAGGAAGACUUCAAUAUCUGGAGGCUAUUAGCCUACAAAUAACGCCCCGAACGUGUCAGACGUUGGCAGACCUGGGAGUGACACGGACAGGAGAAUACUUCGUGGAUCCUGACGGAGCGUUGAUCGGCGAUGCACCCAUCAAAGUGCUCUGUGACAUGGAGACAGAUCCAGUAUCCACGAUUGUCCUCCAUGAUUCAAUGGGGACCACUGCGAUAGAUCGAUGUGCUGAUCCUGGAUGCUACAGUCACAGCAUAAGGGCAAAGCUCCUCCCCCAGACAAUCCAGCAGAAUCCUGUUCAUCUCUUCGCCAAGCAGGAAACACUCACUCUGGAUAUUAUCUGA
Messenger RNA from Darwinula stevensoni, 769 nucleotides. The record is from the annotation of a GenBank genome assembly. NCBI's taxonomy places the organism in Eukaryota, Metazoa, Arthropoda, Ostracoda, Podocopida, Darwinulidae.